AUGACAUCUCCGUCCUUCCAAGCCCGGCUCCGCGCCGCUAUCCCAGACGGGCCCGACGCCCCCACCCUCCCAUCCCCGGCCUCUCUCGCCGCCGCGUCGGCUUCCCUACCCCGACGGUCAUCGCCAUCUCACAGUACGGGUGCCGGUGCCGGUGCAAAGGGAGAGGAAUCCUCCUCCUCCACUAAUAGCUCCGGCUACCUCGCCCCGCUCGGCACCGAAGCAACCCUAACCCACAUCCUAAAAGACAUCGUCCCCGCCCUCAACGGCCAGGCGCGCAGCGGACGGUACUACGGCUUCGUCACCGGCGGGACCCUACCCGUCGCCGAGGCGGCGGAUAAUAUCGUCUCGGCGCUGGAUCAGAAUGUGCAGGUGCAUUUACCGGGGCAGACUGUCGCUACGGAGGUGGAGAGCGUUGCGUUGGGGAUGCUUGCUGAUGUGUUGGGGCUCGAGGACGGGAGCGUCAGCGAAGGAGGAGGUGCUGGUGGAAGAGAGGAGGUGUGGAAGGGGAAAACAUUCACCACCGGCGCAACGGCAAGCAACAUCCUCGGCCUCGCGUGCGGAAGGGAGCACAUCAUCGCGAAAAGCGGCGGGAAUGUAGGGGAACAGGGGCUUCUGGGUGCGUGUGUGAGCGCGGGAGUAAAGGGGGUGAGGGUGUUGACGAGUAUGGGGCAUAGUUCGCUUUCCAAGGCGGCGAGCGUGGUAGGCAUCGGGAGAGCCAACGUCGUGGAGCUGCCGCUGAGUGAGGACGAGCCGUGGAGGUUGGAUAUGGAGGCCGUGGAGAGGGCGCUUAGGGAAGGAAAGGAGGAAGGGGUUGUGAGUAUUAUUGCGGUGAGCGCGGGAGAGGUGAAUACGGGGAGGUUUGCGACGGGGGGAAAGGGGGAGAUGGAGAGGCUGAGGGGGUUUGCUGAUCGGUUUGGGGCGUGGAUUCACGUUGAUGGCGCUUUUGGCAUCUUUGCGAGGGCUCUCGAGGCGAAGCCCGAGUUUGCAAAGAUUAGAGAGAUGGCUUCUGGGCUGGAACUCGCGGACAGCAUCACCGUGGACGGACACAAGCUUCUGAACGUGCCCUACGACUGCGGCAUGUUCUUCUGCCGCUCCCUCCCAACCCAAACAGUCGUCUUCACGAACCCAAACGCAGCCUACCUUUCCCCGGCCGGCGCCUCCACCAUCCCCUCCCCUCUCAACAUCGGCCUCGAGAACUCGCGCCGCUUCCGCGCGUUACCGGCCUACGCCGUCCUCCGGUCCGAAGGGCGGAGCGGGUUGGCGGCGAUAUUGGGCCGCAUGGUUCUCCUCGCGCGGAAGUUGGCCUUAUGGAUCCGGGAGGAUGCUUCGGGGGCGUAUGAAUUGCUUCCCGAGGGGGCAUGGGAUAUCGAGGAGACGACGCACAUGGUUGUGCUGUUCCGCGCGAGGGACGAGGGGUUGAAUGAGGAGCUCGUGGGCAGGAUCAACGGGACGAGGGAGGUGUAUGUUAGCGGGACGAGUUGGAAGGGGAGGAAGGCUGUGAGAGUGGCUGUUGGGAGUUGGAGGGUUGAUGUUGAGAGGGAUUUUGAGGUUGUGACGAGGGUUUUGGGGGGUAUCGCUGCAGCGUGGGCAAGGGGGUAA
Molecule: messenger RNA, 1599 nt
Organism: Colletotrichum fioriniae
Lineage: Eukaryota; Fungi; Ascomycota; Sordariomycetes; Glomerellales; Glomerellaceae
Source: RefSeq, a predicted model, not a curated record